Messenger RNA from Camellia sinensis, 1321 nucleotides. Its product is annotated as 26S proteasome non-ATPase regulatory subunit 1 homolog A. Gene Ontology annotation, cellular component: nucleus; proteasome storage granule; proteasome regulatory particle, base subcomplex. The record is from RefSeq and is a predicted model, not a curated record. Gene Ontology annotation, biological process: proteasome-mediated ubiquitin-dependent protein catabolic process. NCBI's taxonomy places the organism in Eukaryota, Viridiplantae, Streptophyta, Magnoliopsida, Ericales, Theaceae.
CUCUCUCUCUCUCUCUCUCUCUCUCUCUCUCUCUCUCUCUCAGAGGCGACGACGAGCGGCCAUCGGCGUGCCCUAAGUUUCUAUUUUUCAGAUUUGAUUUUCAAUUACACUUACCUUCCUGCCCACAACCAUCUCUCUAUCUUCCUUCAUUUUUCACAGUCAGCAAAGCUUCCUCUCACCAGAAAAACAGAUCCAAAGCCAUCUCAAUCACUAGUUCCAAACGUAAUCGACCUCAUAUUUAUCUCCGAUCUGCGACUCUCUCUUUGUCUCUCUCUUCAGUCUCUAUUUCACACUCGAAACCCUAGAAUUUCGCAGACGGCUAUCAUGAACCACUACCACAUCUAUGAAGCUAUCGGCCGUGGCAAAUUCUCGAGAGAGCUUAUAUGAAGAUGAGGAGUUUGAUCAACGAUAACUUGCUGCAUUGCUUGUUUCAAAAGGUUUUCUAUUACUUGGGUGAACUUAAUGACUCAUUGUCAUAUGCUCUUGGUGCUGGUCCAAUGUUUGAUGUUUCUGAGGAUUCAGAUUAUGUCCAUACCCUUCUGGCUAAAGCUAUUGAUGAAUAUGCCAGCGUCAAGUCAAAGGCAGCAGAGUCAAAUGAUGAAGCAGCCAAAAUGGACGCUCGUUUGGAGGCAAUUGUGGAGAGAAUGUUGGAUAAGUGUAUCCUGGAUGGAAAGUAUCAACAAGCUAUCGGAAUGGCAAUUGAAUGCAGACGAUUGGAUAAGCUUGAGGAAGCAAUUAUGAGGAGUGAUAAUAUUCAUGCAACCCUAUCAUAUUGCAUUAACAUCUCUCAUUCCUUUGUUAAUCUGAGAGAAUAUCUCCAUGAGCAAAACGUGGAACUCCCUUUUACAUGGCUCCUAAGUUGUUUCAGGAUGGAGGCGUCCAUUCUUAUGCAUCUGAUUUUUGGGCCCUUGGUUGUGUGCUAUAUGAGUGCUAUGCUGGGAACCCACCCUUCAUAGGAAAAGAGUGCUAUGCAUCGAUCUCAUGCUAGUGGAGACACGAAUUGGGGAAAAUUUUCUAUACAAGGCCACCACGGUUAUAGCUGCAGCUAAUCAAAUUGCCUUUCAUAUUCUAGGUGUCUUUGAAGCGUUUUUUGGCAUGUAGACCCACAAUUUUGCAGUGUAAUGGCCGGACAGGGGGUGACAGUUAGGCAAGGAGGGUUUAUGUGUCAUAAUGCCUUCACAAUGACUUGAAUACUCAGCAUGUAAAAUAUGGGUCCCAAAGUAAAUGGCUCAUCCUGUCUAGACCUCAAUUUUAUUUAUGAAAGUGAGAAUUUAAAUGCAAUUUGUUUUAUUAUUUUAGUAAUGAAAUUUGGUUUAUGUUA